Spizellomyces punctatus DAOM BR117 is the source of this 2265-nucleotide messenger RNA. RefSeq lists its product as uncharacterized. The transcript has 9 exons. Gene Ontology annotation, biological process: lipid metabolic process. The coding region runs from base 1 to 2265 and encodes 754 amino acids. Gene Ontology annotation, molecular function: triacylglycerol lipase activity. The record is from RefSeq and is a predicted model, not a curated record. Lineage: Eukaryota; Fungi; Chytridiomycota; Chytridiomycetes; Spizellomycetales; Spizellomycetaceae.
AUGGCGAAUGACGACGCUCAGGCCCGCCGAUAUUCGAUUGCCAAUAUCAAUCCCACCCCCGAUUCUCCCCAGAAUAGGGAUCCCAACGACGUCUUUGACGAGGAUGGAAAUUUCAAGGCGGUGUUGCCCUCUUCGCUAUGUGCCAGUUUCGACAUAGAUGGAAACCCUACUCUAGUCGAAACGCCGCAAGCUCGAGACGAUGAACCCCCAGUAUUCCCAGAAAAACCGUGCCCCAUUAUUAUACCCAAUGCCCAGCCUGUCAAGUCACCGGAAAUUCUGGAAGAGAAAGAGGACUUUGAGCCGGGUACUAGUACUGAGGAAGAGUUUCUCGAUUCAGAGCUGGAAAGCGAGUUGCUGGCUAAAGAGAGGAGAGAAAAGGAGAGAAAAUUGACAAGAAAGAGCAGCAAGGAGGUUUUGGGUCGUAGGAGGAAGGGCUGGUGGAGAUUAUUUGGAGGGACGGGAGGAACAAAGAGUAUCUUCUGGGCGUUCCUUCGGUGGCCGCUCCUGCUUGCGUUCUCCGCAUUCAUCUUGGUUGAUCUUGCUUGUUAUAUAGUUGUUCGUCAGUGGGUACGAUGGUACGAAUGGGCUAUUAUCUGGCGAGGAAAGAGGCGCGUUUUGAGAGAAAAACUCAACAGCGCCACAGACUAUGAAGAAUAUAAACAUGCUGCUAGACAAUUAGACGAGUAUCUGGGGAAUAGUGCCUGGAAAGCGGAAGAGUUUUGUCCGUAUUACGAUGUCGAUCUAAUUCACCGCACCGUUCGCCGAUUGCGACGGCAUCGUCUAAGUAUCAUUUCCGCAAACCGUGCCAUUUCCGAUGCCCGCAAGCGAGGUGAAAACAGCGAUAUUUUGGACAAGGAAACGCGGGCGAGUGCGACCCGAGGGAUUCAAAAGAUUUUACAGCACGGUGCUUGCAAGUCAAACUUUGGAGGUGUGGAAAAUGAGUCGCUGUACAGCCAUUCUUACCUUGGCACAAAAGUAUUGGUGGAGGAAUAUGUAGGCGAAUUGUGUGCCUCUUUAGAAGCGCUUUCCAAUUCAGAAGAUAUGACCUUGGAGGAGAAGCGGGAAUUCAUACGGAAAGCUUCUAAGGACUAUGGAAGAACAGCGUUGUGUUUAAGUGGGGGAGCUACUCUAGGGUAUUAUCACAUUGGGGUUGUCAAGACUUUAUUCGAGAACAAGUUAUUGCCUAACAUUAUAACUGGCACUAGCGCAGGAAGUUUGAUAGCUGCGCUAAUUUGCUGUCGUACUGAUGCGGAGCUGGUGGAAGAGGUCUUUGAUCCUUCUAUCCACAAAAUUUUGACGGCCUGCGAUGUCCCGUAUUGGGAACGGGCAAAGCGGCUUUAUAGAACAGGGGCGAUGUUUGACCAUCGGGAGUGGUAUCAGAAAACAAUGAUCGCCACGAAGGGACCUUUGACAUUCUUGGAGGCGUAUCAGCGAACCGGACGUGUCCUUAAUGUUGCCAUUGUACCGGAUGAGCCACAUAGCCCCUUCAAGUUGUGCAACUACAUCACGACCCCAAACGUAGUUGUUGCAACUGCGGUCAUGGCUAGUAGCGCGGUUCCGGGAGUGUUAAACCCUAUUGAGCUUUUAAUGAAGAACGAAACCGGCCAGCUCGUGCCUUUUCGCGGUUCUGGUCGACGGUGGAGAGACGGUAGCCUCAUGAUGGAUAUCCCCGAAAGAGAGCUGCAUCGCCUAUGGAACGUGAAUUUUACUAUUGUGAGCCAAGUUAAUCCACAUAUUGUCCUCUUCUUCUUUGAUCGACGUGGAAGUGCUGGAUCUCCCACCUCCCACCGGCAUGGUCAAGGAUGGCGUGGAGGUUUUGUUGCGUCGGCACUUGUUCAUCACUUUAAACUCGAUCUGCAGAAGUGGAUGACCCUGAUCAAAGAUUUUGAACUUCUCCCGAGGGUUCUAGGCACGGAUGUUUCGGACGUUUUCCUACAGCGCUUUGAAGGAUCAGUGACAAUAGUCCCUAAACCCACCAUAUCGGAUUACCGAUAUAUUCUAGAGGACCCGACCAACGAGCGCAUGGUGAAAUAUAUCUCAAAAGGCCAAGUACAAGCAUGGCCUAAAUUUCACAUGAUACAAAACCGGAUGAGGAUUGAAAAGACUUUGGCAAGGAUUAAAAGGACGUUGGGAAGCGAUGAGAAGCUCAAUAGCGGAACAGGCCGCAGGAGCAGUCGGUUGUCCAAUGGUUGUCUUAGUGCCAAGAGUCCCAGAUGGAUCGCAGGGCUGGAUGAAGCAAGGGAGGACACCGCAGUAGAUGAAUAA